Molecule: messenger RNA, 659 nt
Organism: Rhinopithecus roxellana (golden snub-nosed monkey)
Lineage: Eukaryota; Metazoa; Chordata; Mammalia; Primates; Cercopithecidae
Gene: PFDN2
Product: prefoldin subunit 2
Exons: 4
Coding region: 76-540 (154 amino acids)
Biological process (GO): protein folding
Cellular component (GO): cytoplasm; prefoldin complex
Molecular function (GO): protein folding chaperone
Source: RefSeq, a predicted model, not a curated record
GUAACUCGCAAGCCGGACGUGACGCAAGGCGGGGGGGCUGAGCUGCGCCAGCCGGAAACCCAGCAGGCGGCGAAGAUGGCGGAGAACAGUGGUCGCGCCGGCAAGAGCAGCGGGAGCGGCGCGGGGAAGGGGGCGGUGUCCGCAGAGCAGGUAAUUGCUGGCUUCAACCGCCUUCGGCAGGAACAGCGAGGCCUCGCAUCCAAAGCAGCUGAGUUGGAGAUGGAGUUGAAUGAGCACAGCCUAGUGAUCGAUACACUGAAGGAGGUAGAUGAAACUCGUAAGUGCUACCGCAUGGUUGGAGGAGUGCUGGUGGAGCGAACUGUCAAAGAGGUGCUGCCUGCUUUGGAGAACAACAAGGAGCAGAUACAGAAGAUCAUUGAGACAUUGACACAGCAGCUUCAGGCAAAAGGAAAAGAACUAAAUGAAUUCCGGGAAAAGCACAACAUUCGUCUCAUGGGAGAAGAUGAGAAGCCAGCAGCCAAGGAAAACUCAGAAGGGGCUGGGGCUAAGGCCAGCUCAGCUGGCGUGUUGGUCUCCUAGGGACCAAGGCCUUUGCAUUUUUUUCUACCCUGACUCCCACUUCUGAUUUCUCUUUAUUGUUAUUAUUUUCUCUGCUAUUGUAAUAUUUUUUGUUAAUUAAAUGUUUUGGUCACAAUGUU